This is a messenger RNA of Engraulis encrasicolus (European anchovy), 3275 nucleotides long. Its product is annotated as stonustoxin subunit alpha-like. Bases 47 to 3133 code for a protein of 1028 amino acids. The record is from RefSeq and is a predicted model, not a curated record. The transcript has 7 exons. Gene Ontology annotation, biological process: intracellular signal transduction. Gene Ontology annotation, molecular function: protein binding. NCBI's taxonomy places the organism in Eukaryota, Metazoa, Chordata, Actinopteri, Clupeiformes, Engraulidae.
AGACUACAAUAUUUUGAAUGAAGUACUGAAGAGCCACAAAGCCAAUAUGAAGAAAAGAUUUGAGAACAUAUGCGAAGGCAUCAUAAGGCCAGGUGCCCAAACGCUCCUGAACAAGAUCUACACAGAGCUCUACAUCACAGAGGGAGAAAGCGAAGGGGUGAAUAAUGAACAUGAGGUUUGGCAGGUAGAAGCAGCAUCCCGACCACAAACUACAGACGACACAGCCAUCAACUGCAAUGACAUCUUCAAGCCCUUACCUGGACAGGAGAGACACAUAAGAACUGUCAUGACAAAGGGGAUAGCUGGCAUUGGAAAAACUGUCUCAGUGCAGAAGUUCAUCCUUGACUGGGCAGAGGAGAAAUCUAAUCAGGAUGUAGACUUUAUUUUCGUACUUCCAUUCCGUGAGUUGAAUCUGGUUAAACAUGAUCAGUACAGUCUUCACAGGCUCCUGAUUGGCUUCCACCCCGAUCUUGGGCAGUUAAAGAACACUGAGUAUAGAGAUUGCAAAGUCGUAUUUAUCUUUGAUGGUUUGGAUGAGAGUCGACUACCACUUUGUUUCCAAGAAAACCAGAAGUUGUCUCAUGUCGGUCAAACAGCAUCAGUGGAUGUGCUGAUGACAAGCCUCAUUCAGGGAGAAUUGCUACCCUCUGCUCUCAUCUGGAUAACCUCCAGACCAGCCGCAGCCAAUCAGAUCCCUUCCCAGUGCGUCAAUCUGCUGACAGAAGUGCGAGGGUUCAAUGACCCUCAGAAGGAAGAGUACUUCAGGAAGAGGAUCAGUGACGAGCAUAAAGCCAGCAGAAUCAUCUCACACAUCAGAAGAGCAAGAAGCCUCCACAUCAUGUGCCACAUGCCCGUCUUCUGCUGGAUUGCAGCCACUGUACUUCAGCUGAUACUGGAACAUGAUGAUGGGAAAGAAGCUCCCAAAACACUGACAGAGAUGUUCAUACAUUUCCUCCGUAUCCAGACCACAAGGAAGGACCAGAAGUAUCAAGAUGAAGCUGAGAGAGAUGGGCACCUGGAAUUACACAAGGAUGUGAUAUUGAAGCUGGCAGAGCUGGCAUUCACACAUCUGGAGAAUGGCAACCUCAUGUUCUAUGAAGAUGACCUGAGAAAGUGUGGCAUUGAUGUCAGUGAAGCUUCGGUGUACUCAGGUAUGUGCACAGAGAUCUUCAGGGAGGACUCUGUGUUUCAGCAGAGGAAAGUCUACUGCUUUGUGCAUCUGAGCAUUCAGGAGUUUCUUGCUGCACUACAUGUGUUCUCCUCUUAUCUGAAUAACAAUAAUAAUGAGGAGGUAUUGGGAUAUUUCCUGAAAAGAGAGGCCAAGGUUACAGCAGAUGCAGACGUGCCCCUUGAUGAGAUGUUGAAGGGUGCAGUGAACAAAGCUUUGGAAAGCAAGAACGGACACCUUGAUUUGUUUGUUCGAUUCCUUCAUGGCAUUUCACUGGAGUCAAAUCAGAGACUCCUGCUUGGCCUCCUGACACGCAUACACAGCAGCCCAGAGAGUGUGGAGAAAACAAUCAAAAACCUGAAGGUGAUGCUGAAGCGAAACGUCUCACCUGAGAGAUGCAUCAAUCUCCUCCACUGCCUGACGGAAAUGCAUGACUCAUCUGUUCAUGAUGAAAUCCAGGCUUUUCUCAAGACAAAGACAGGUUCAGUUAAACAGCUUUCUCUAGCCCACUGCUCAGCCUUGGCCCAUGUGCUUCUGAUGUCUGAUGAGGUGCUGGAUGAGUUUGAUGUGAAGAAAUACAAAACUACUCCAGAAGGUCGCAGAAGACUGAUUCCAGCAGUCAGACGCUACAAAAAGGCAAUACUUGCUGACUGUGGACUAACAGAGAAGUCUUGUGAGACAGUGGCCUCAGCGCUGCAGUCUGCAAACUCCCCCCUAAGAGAGUUGGACCUCAGUGAUAACGACCUGCGGAAGUCAGGAAAUAAGCUGUUUUCUUCUCUUCUGAGCCCAAACUGCAAACUGGAGAUAUUGAGACUUGCUGGCUGCAAUCUGACUGCUGAAUCCUCUGAAGUUGUAGCCUCUGCUCUACAGUCAUUGGUCUCCAUGACAGAGCUGGAUCUGCGUGGAAAUCAAUUGAGUGUACAUGGAGUUCAGCUUCUACAUACAGCAAAAAAUCACCCCGACUGCACACUGCAAACAUUGAGGCUUGUUGGGUGUGGACUGACUGAGGGCCUUGGUGGUAUAUUAGCCUUUGCUCUACAGUCCAUAAACUCCCACCUAAGAGAGCUGGACCUGAGUAAAAAUCCUCUGGGGGAUUUGGGAAGAACACUGCCCUCUGACAUGCUGAAUCCAAACUCUAAGCUGGAGACGCUCAGACUCAUUGGCUGUGGACUUACUGAGGAGUCUGGUGGGAUUUUAGCCUUUGCUCUGCAGUCAGUAAACUCACACCUGAGGGAGCUGGACCUCAGUCAGAACACUCUGGGGGAUUGUGGAGGAAAGCUGUGCUCUGAAGCCCUGAAUCCACACUGUAAGCUGGAGACACUCAGGUACCACCAUGGAGAAGAUGGCAGACUGAAACCAGAACUGAGAAAGUAUGCCUGUGAGCUGACACUGGACCCCAACACAGCAAACAGCCGCCUCUCUCUCUCUGAGGGGAACAGGAAGGUGACACGUGAGGGGUGGCAGCAGCAGCAGUAUCCUGACCACCCAGACAGAUUUGACUCCUGGGAGCUGGUGCUGUGUAGAGAGGGUCUGACUGGACGCUGCUACUGGGAGGCUGAGUGGAGUGGUGGUGGGCCUGAUAUAGCAGUGGCAUAUAAAAGCAUCAAGAGGAAAGGAGAUGGGGGUGAGAGCAAGUUUGGAGGGAAUGACAAGUCCUGGAGUCUGGGGUGCAGUAGUAACAGUUACACUGCCCAUCACAAUAAUAAGAGUACUGACAUACCCGCCCCCUCCCCCCACUCCAGCAGAGUAGGAGUGUACCUGGACUGGCCAGCAGGCACUCUGUCCUUCUACAGCGUCUCCUCUGACACACUCACCCACCUGCACACGUUCCACUCCACAUUCACUCAGCCCCUCUAUCCUGGGUUUAAGGUUUUUUAUGGCUCCUCAGUGUCCCUGUGCCAGAUGACAGCAGCUCCUCCUCCUACAGCAACACCAGAGUCUGCAGAGUCCUCACACACUCCUUAAUCACCACUGGAUUCAACCAGCAACAUUGAUGAGUAAAAUAGUGUUGUUUUUAUUAUGUAUGGAACACACACACACACACACACACACACACACACACACACACACACACACACACACACACACACACACACACACACACACA